Coffea arabica (coffee) is the source of this 1447-nucleotide messenger RNA. Lineage: Eukaryota; Viridiplantae; Streptophyta; Magnoliopsida; Gentianales; Rubiaceae. The record is from RefSeq and is a predicted model, not a curated record.
UUUUUUUACUUCUCCAUUCAACCAUUUUCACAAACACCUCACCCACAUUUUCUCUCCCUCUACAACAAACACUUGUUCUUUCUCUCUCUCCCUCUCUCUCUCCAUCCCCAUUUUUCUCUCUCUUUACUGUCAGUUUCUAGAUCUCGAUCCCCAAUUUCCUUCCCUACCCCUUUUCAUUUCUCCUCCCAGCCCACAUUCCUCCGUUAAGCAUCUAUUUUCUCUCUGAUUAGGGCUAGGGUUUUCCGGUUAACUUGUUUUUUUUUUUUCGUUGGGGUUUGUUUUUCUCGGAUGCAUUCGUACAGAUGCUUUAUUGGAGGGGAUAAACGGAGAUUACAGCAAGAAUUCGGAUUUCUUUUUCAUGAUUAUAAUCAGGUCUUCUGAGAAGAUCUGAGAAUAAAAAAAAGAGGAGGAGGAGGAGGAGGAGGUAGUAAACAUUGUUGAGAUUGUGUUCGAAAACGGCUGAGGGGUGACAAAAUGAGUGCGUCCAGGUUCAUUAAAUGCGUUACGGUUGGGGAUGGUGCCGUCGGCAAGACUUGUCUCUUGAUUUCUUACACCAGCAAUACCUUUCCCACGGACUAUGUCCCAACUGUUUUUGACAAUUUCAGCGCAAAUGUGGUUGUUAAUGGGAGUACUGUUAACUUAGGACUGUGGGAUACUGCUGGACAGGAGGAUUAUAAUAGAUUGAGACCUCUGAGUUAUCGUGGAGCAGAUGUUUUCAUCUUGGCUUUUUCUCUCAUUAGUAAGGCCAGCUAUGAAAAUGUCUCUAAGAAGUGGAUUCCUGAGUUGAAGCAUUAUGCCCCUGGUGUCCCAAUAGUUCUUGUUGGAACUAAACUUGAUCUUCGGGAUGAUAAGCAAUUCUUCAUUGACCAUCCUGGUGCAGUGCCAAUAACUACAGCACAAGGAGAGGAGCUAAGAAAAAUGAUUGGAGCACCUGCCUACAUUGAAUGUAGUUCUAAGACACAGCAGAAUGUGAAAUCAGUUUUUGAUGCUGCAAUUAAAGUUGUGCUCCAGCCGCCAAAGCAAAAGAAGAAGAAGGGAAAGGCCCAAAAGGCUUGCUCCAUAUUGUGAUGGACAUGACCCACUCCUUCUCCUUGUAUCGCCCGUGUCUCUUUCGCUGCUUUGCCUUUGUCUCAGAGGAAGUAGGGAGGUCCUUCUACGUCUCCAGUGAAAGUCCAUUGAUCUAUCUGUGGAAGUUUCAAGCGGCUCGGCUUUUUUGUAAUUUGCAGUGAUCUCUGACUUUUUGAGUCACUACUUUGUAGGCCACUGCUUUGUGCCCUCCUUGUUUUGGUUUGCUUUUGUGUUUUAACAACCUGAAGAUCCAGUUAGGAAAACAAAUUUGUUUCGCCUCACUGUUGUCAUCUUUGUUAUUUUCAUUUUUCUAUAUGAAAAUCUAGAUUUGUUUGAUUUUCUUAUGAAAUUUAGAGGAUCUAAAGAUAUUCUGUGCUAA